AUGGAAACAGACGGUGGUGGAUGGACGGUUUUCCAGCGGCGGAUGGACGGCAGUGUUGAUUUCUAUUUGGACUUUGCAAGCUACAGCCGUGGCUUUGGGAGUCUAGAGGGAGAGUUUUGGCUCGGCAACGACAACUUGCACAGUCUGACCGCUCAGGGCGAGUAUGAACUCCGCGUCGAUCUCUCAGAUUUCGAGAGCGAAUCCGCGUAUGCGGUCUAUGACUCGUUCUGGAUCGCUGAUGCGAGUGAACAAUACAGGCUGAGAGUAGGAACUUACUCUGGAACCGCAGGUAAUAAAUCAGUACCAUUCCCAUAA
Asterias rubens (European starfish) is the source of this 315-nucleotide messenger RNA. RefSeq names its product ficolin-1-like. Lineage: Eukaryota; Metazoa; Echinodermata; Asteroidea; Forcipulatida; Asteriidae. The transcript is spliced from 2 exons. The record is from RefSeq and is a predicted model, not a curated record. The coding region runs from base 1 to 315 and encodes 104 amino acids.